This is a messenger RNA of Dicrocoelium dendriticum, 695 nucleotides long. The record is from the annotation of a GenBank genome assembly. Lineage: Eukaryota; Metazoa; Platyhelminthes; Trematoda; Plagiorchiida; Dicrocoeliidae.
AUGAUGCAACCUCAGCAACAGCAGAUGCAGCCCCCAGUGCUGCGUAUUAUCAUGGUCGGCUCAGGGGGUGUUGGCAAAAGUGCUCUCACAUUGCAGUUCAUGUAUGACGAGUUCAUUGAAGACUAUGAGCCCACGAAAGCCGACUCUUACCGUAAAAAGAUUAUCCUCGACGGACAGGAGGUCCAAAUAGAUAUACUUGACACUGCAGGCCAAGAAGAUUACAUUAGUAUCCGUGAAAAUUACUUCCGAAGCGGCGAGGGUUUCUUGCUUGUCUACGCAGUUGAUGAUAUGGAAGGUCUGAGAGCGUUACCUGAUUUCCGUGAUCAAGUUUAUCGCGCGAAAAAAACUGACAAAGUGCCUAUGGUGCUUGUGGCGAACAAAAUUGAUCUAAAGGACACUUCCUCCGCUUGUUACACCGAUGCCGGGGCCGAUUUCGCGCGACAGCAUGGCAUACCUCACAUUGAAACAUCCGCCAAGACACGUGCAAAUGUGGAUUUGGUAUUCGAGACAGUCGCCCGAGAGAUUUGCAAACGCCAGCUGGCUAAUGUGCAACGACCGAAGGCCGAUUCACACAAAAAGCAACGGAGACGAUGUACCCUUUUGUGAGCAUCCAGCCGAUUCCGACGACAACCGUCUGCCGUCUUCUCCAGAUCCGAACGUUGGUUUAAUUCUAUGUCUGAUCGCUGCAAUCGUCC